AUGAGCUAUCCCAAAAAUCGCACACGCGUCUUUCCCUCGGAGAUGCUGGCCUCGGUGGCUGCAGAGGCGUCGGAUAUUCUCUUCCCAAUUGCCAUUGCGAACAUGAGUGCUUCCGCAGGCGAGAUAGCCACCCGACUUCGCUAUAUCGGCGGGGAUUUGUUGACACAGGGGCUUUAUCAGCUUCCCCCAGAUAUCCAAACCUUUUGCCUCCAGGCUCUCCAGGAUCUUUUGAAAAUCUGCAAGUGGCCCGUACUGUCAACUGCUGCGAGUCGCUUGCAUUCGAGUGAAAGCCCCCAGGAGCUACGCGAUGCCCUCAUUCAGCUAUGCAAAAAAGAAGAGUUCAGAGAUGGAGUGCAGAGAUCAAUCACCAAGUUCUGCAAGGAGCGGGCCGAUACUAUGAAGCCUUACCAGUUACGCUUCGUCCAGCUUUCCGACAAACUCUCGAAAAAUGCCCAAGAAAUCGACGGCAGUGCCAAUGAUGCCGGGCCGUAUCUUCAUCUCCGUCCUUUUGGGCGGGAUGUGUAUCCCGACGACGUCCACAAGCUGCUUCUUCACGGAAUGACGAGACUUGCAACGUGUGCGCAACAAUACCACAAUGCGCCGGCUCUCAGUGAUUUCACAGGAGCUGAUUGGCAUCCAACUAGGCUCUGCCUCAAUUCUGGAUUUCGAUCAGAAGACAAGCGGGCGCUCUUCAACAUUAUAACCGCAACCUCGGAAAUGGUGUACUGGCAGGAAAUGGGCGUCACUGUCCCCAUAAAAGAUGCCAAACAUGGCAAGAGGUUUCCCUUCGACUUCGAUUCUUCUAAAUUGUCUUUCGUGGGGUACGGUGAUGUUUGCAAGCGUCUCGAGAAUCCUAACUAUGCCAAAGUGUAUCUCGAUGUAGGUGAAGAUUGUCAGCUCUAUGAACGGCCAGAUCCCGGGGGACUUCAGCAUAUCAUAACAGGCUGUGGCGUUAAGCUUUCUGAACUAUUAAGCUUGAGCGAACUCACAGUCGAGCACAAGAUCAAGCUUUCUUACACCGUCGCUCGAGCCUUCUGGCAGUUUUACAAUUCAGAACUAAUGAAUGCAAGGUGGACAAGCGAGGACAUCGUCUUCAUCCCACUCAAUAAGGAAUUCUCACCAGAGGAAGGGAUUCCUCUGAGGGCCUUCGUUUCGUUUCCCUUCGGCCAUAGAUACAGGAAAUCGCCAGAAGAAUGCUACGAUAAAGACCAAUUCACUCAUCGAUAUCCUAGAAUACUGUAUCUAGGCAUUAUUCUCUUGGAGAUCGGGCUUGGCCAGGCACUCAGACUGGAGCACAACCCAAAACUCAGCCUCCUUGCACACAUAAACACGGCCCAUGCCAAAGCCAAGAUGAAGUUGAAGGAGCUGAAUGAUGCUGAAUGGGAUGGUUUCAGGUGGAAGGAAUAUUUCGUCGAAGCCGUCAGAAACUGUUUUGACUCUGCGAAUUUCAAAGAGAACCCAAAGCCACAAAACCCCGGACGACGAGGGGAUUCGGAGGGUGCCGACAAGGACGCCAAGGCUUCGGCCUUUCUCGAACGAAGAGACGCCCUGUACCAAAAGGUUGUUGCCCCCUUGUUUUGGUUAGCUACGACGGGGUUCGAAGACUCGGAAGAAGUGCCACUGGUACCCAUUCGGAGCAAGAUACGCCGCCGAUCAACACUUGUGAAAAAUGGACAUGAGGAACUGCAAACCUUUUGGAAUGAAGUACACGCCCACCCCUCGUUCAUGUCCGGUAGUUCAAUCAACACCGAGGGAUUUCUUGAAGAUCUUCAAGUAAUAGCGGGGCAUAUAGCACGCUGUCGGCGGCUGGCCAAGACGACGAAACCAAUCCGCGUCGCGAUUCUGGAUACUGGGUGUCACAAAGGCCUGCGCUUUUUUCAAAACCCCCAAAGAAUUAUGAGGCUCAAGGGCUGGAAGGACUUCACCUCUGCAGGCUCGGAAACUGAGAUUGACACAUUCGGCCACGGAACAUUCAUGGCACGACUACUAAUGCAUGUUGCGCCGAUAAUUGAUGUCUAUGUGGUUCGCGUGGCAGAGAAUGCAGAAGACCUGGAAACCCACGAAAAUGAAAUUGCCAAGGCCAUCGAGUUCGCGGGGUUGGACCCAGAUUGGAAGGUCGACAUCAUUUCCAUGUCGUUUGGCUUCCCCAACAAGCCCGGGGUAAAACACGUCGUCAUUUCGGAUGCUAUUGAGAAAAUCAAGAAGGAUCGCAAUGAUUCCGUACUAUUUCUCGCGAGCGCCGGAAACUCUUGGGAGAGGAGAGUCGAUUUCCCCGCCAGCCACCAAGACGUCAUACCCAUCUACGCCGCCGAUGCCACAGGAGCUUUCCUACGUUCGAAUCCAGCCCACACAGGCAAAGGGUCUGCAAAGCUCGGUACUUAUGGCACAGAUAUCCCGACCUCCAUCAUUGAGGAAGUACAGGAAUUUUUGCCCACGGCGCAUCUCGGCGCCGGCACAUCGAUCGCCACAGCGAUCGCCGCUGGGGUCGUCGCUAUGAUGCUCUCGUACAUCCAAGCACUUCCGGCACUCCUCAAACUCCGGGGAUUUCAUGAGGUCUGUGCCAAGCUCUACACGAAAAGAGGGAUGGAAAAUAUGCUACAUGCCAUGUCUUUGACGACUGGCUACCGGCAACAGUUUAUUAACCCGAUACACUUCUGGGGGGAGAAGAAGAAGGACGUGGAGGUCUUUAUUUCCGUCUGCAGCGCGGUUGAGAAGAUGAAUAACGAAGCAUGA
Molecule: messenger RNA, 2733 nt
Organism: Metarhizium brunneum ARSEF 3297
Lineage: Eukaryota; Fungi; Ascomycota; Sordariomycetes; Hypocreales; Clavicipitaceae
Biological process (GO): proteolysis
Cellular component (GO): Golgi apparatus
Molecular function (GO): serine-type endopeptidase activity
Source: RefSeq, a predicted model, not a curated record